Messenger RNA from Ixodes scapularis (black-legged tick), 2085 nucleotides. RefSeq names its product venom metalloproteinase antarease-like TtrivMP_A. Gene Ontology annotation, molecular function: metalloendopeptidase activity; nucleic acid binding. The record is from RefSeq and is a predicted model, not a curated record. The coding region runs from base 1 to 2085 and encodes 694 amino acids. Gene Ontology annotation, biological process: proteolysis; DNA integration. The transcript has 14 exons. NCBI's taxonomy places the organism in Eukaryota, Metazoa, Arthropoda, Arachnida, Ixodida, Ixodidae.
AUGUCGGGACUCCUCGCUCUGCUGUUAAUCUCUGCCACGUUGGCGGAAGGCCUUCGUUCAGGUUCAUCCGCAGAGUAUGUUGUUUAUCCAAGACUCCUGGAAGCAAGAGGGAUCAACGGAGAAAAAAUUCUUCAAAUCACUGAACAACUUUCUCUGAGUUUAGAAAAAAGCUCUGCUAUCGCCGACAAGUUAGUUGUCUCGAGUACUAAUGGCGCUGAGCAAGUAGAUACCAUUGUGGAUGGAAAGGAGGUGGUAAAGAAUAUUUAUUACGAUAAAAGUAAGAUGGCAGCUGUGUCGGUGUCAGAGCAAAACGGAACUGUGGAAGUGAGCGGGGCCUUGGGCCCCACAUUGAGGAUUGCUCCUCUGCCCCUGAUGGGACACCAUGAAGGUCGAUACGGAGCGCACAAAGUCUUUGAAAUCGAGGAGCCGGAGGGGCACAGAAUCGAUUACAAAGGUGAGACACAACGAAAUUGGUCCGCUCCAAACAUCCCGGCUCCCGCACAAAUACCGAGCGUUUUUCUUGUCGAGGUGGCAAUGGUGUUCGAUCAGCACCACAGAAAGCAGUUCAAGACUACAAGAAGCCUCGUGCGAUACGCUGGAGUCGCUGUUCAACUGGUCAACAUGCGAUACGACGUCACUUCGCAUCCAAGAGUUCAAUUUAUUCUGGUUGCUGUUCUUGAGUUGACAGAGAUGAACACCAUUAUGAGAGAAGUAGUAGCGCGAGAUAAGUUGAAGCCGCCCGGUUACACUAAAAGAUACAUCCGGGCGACCCAAACGCUUGAGAAUUUGAAGGAGGCAAUCAACUCGGGGAGGAUCGAGGUUACCGCAGACCUCGUCACCUUGGUUACAUCAGGUGACCUCGCACAUAUUGACGAUGGUAUUAUUUCCAACAAUGUCAUAGGUUCUGCCAAGAUCGGGGGAGUGUGCCAAUAUUGCCGUGUUGCCGAAACAGAAGACCAGCCUCAUACAUACAUUAUGGUCAGCACUCUUGCCCACGAAUGGGGACACUCGCUUGGAAUGGUGCACGACGGUGAAGCAGCGAAGUAUUCCACUCCUGCUUACCAAUAUGCUGUGUGCGACCCAAAGGCCGGCUACUUAAUGUCGCCUUUUGCUUUUGGCGCCAGGGAGGGACAAUGGUCUAAGUGUUCCUUGGCUCACUUAAAAAAGUUUGUAAGGACUCUAGAUCAAGCCUGCUUUGAUGUGACGUCACAGACGCGCUACAGAAUAAACAUGAAGGAACUUCCGGGGGCGAAAAUGACGAAGAACCAACUGUGUCGUGAAGCCGUCCCAAACUUUGGUCCUAUGAUUUCCCGUGGCGUGCCAGAGAGUGACCCCAAGAUAGCAAAGGCUCCGCUUGGGAAGAUGCCUAUAAUCGAAACACCAUUCGAGCGCUUCGCAAUCGACCUGAUCGGACCUUUCUCGCCCUCAUCAGACACGGGAAACCACUUCAUUUUGACCUUGGUCGACUGUGCUACAAGAUAUCCCGAUGCAGUGGCGCUUCCAUCGAUAAACUCCGAAACCGUGGCCGAGGGUUUGAUCCAGUUGUUCUCGCGCGUUGGAGUACCACGGGAAAUACUUAGCGACCAGGCUCUAACGUUCACUUCAGCCUUGGUGAAAGAGGUAGCCUGCCUCUUGUCCAUACAACAGCUAACCAACGCGCCGUAUCAUCCCAUGUGCAAUGGAAUGGUAGAGAAGUUUAACGGGACGUUGAAGACAAUGUUUCGAAAGAUGUGCCAAGAGAAGCCACGACAGAGGGAUCGCUAUAUUACUCCCCUCUUGUUCACCUACAGAGAGGUUCCGCAGCGUAGUCUGGAUUUUUCUCUUUUUACGUUGAUAUACGGAAGGCACAUUCGAGGCCCUAUGACCAUCCUGAAGGAGCUGUGGACAAACGACACUCUCACAGAAGAGGUCCAAAAGAAAUAUUUUGACGAAGAGUCCCAAAACCGUCAACUGAGAGUUGGUGACCGAGCACUGCUUUUGCUGCCGACCACCCAAAACAAGCUGCUCAUGGCUUGGAAAGGUCCAUUUCCCGUUGUUGGCACUAAGGAAGGUUACGACUACCUCAUCGAGUUGGGACACCCGUAA